AUGAAAUACGUGGCCACGCAUACUCACAUUGCGAUCCCCAAUGUCCUGCAUUUUAGGGCCCAUUGGGACCAUGGCGUGCAUCGGCCUUUCAUAUUGAUGUCGAAAGUCCACGGUGCACCACUCAGCGAUGUGUGGGACGACAUGGAGGACGGUCAGCGCGAGAUCGUGCUCCGUCAGGUGGUUGACAUCAUUUUGGAGUUGUCUUUGCAACGCUUCGACAAGAUUGGGGCCCUUUUCUUCAACAGGGGUCCGAAGUGGAUGACACGGCUGCUCGCUGCAUGUCUUCCACAUUUUCGAGCAGUACGGCAUACUUCGAGCGUUACGCAACCGCCAACUUGCAGGCCUUGCGAAGCCGAUUUUGGAAGCGAUGUGAAGCCGUAUCAUUAUACGCAAGCAUGGUACAUUCGCUCGCUCAUUCCGGGCUUCUUCAAUUCGUCGCUCGACGGAGCGGGGUUCUGUCUGUGCCAAGGCGACUUCAAUUCUCACCAUAUCAUGAUCGAUCUCACAAAAUCCCAGCCUCGUAUCACUGCAAUCAUCGACUGGGAAAUUUCCAGCACACAGCCGAUCGCCUCAUUAGCGCGGUACCCGCCGUUCAUCGUCAACCAUCCUUUGUGGGGUAGCAACGACCCACUCCACGCGCGCAAUAUGCAGGACCAGACUACGUUUUGCAGGCUAAUAUGGGAGGCGGAGAUUGAAGCCUGUCCGCGAGGCGGAUUUGUAUUCUCACGUCUCGUCGCCAACAGUGGUGGCAUUCAUCUAUUCGAGGAGGCUCUCCGAUGCCGCGAUGCAAGAUGCCACGCUAGAUUCAUGUCGUACGUCCUUGGUGAAAGGAAGAGACUUUCACUACCGACUACUACCUAA
This is a messenger RNA of Sparassis crispa, 861 nucleotides long. RefSeq lists its product as hypothetical. The transcript is spliced from 2 exons. The record is from RefSeq and is a predicted model, not a curated record. Bases 1 to 861 code for a protein of 286 amino acids. NCBI's taxonomy places the organism in Eukaryota, Fungi, Basidiomycota, Agaricomycetes, Polyporales, Sparassidaceae.